UUCCGAACAACAACUGUAAAAGACGCGCAGUUACACCAAGUCUCUAGCACAAAUGGCGAUGAACAACCCACAGCUUUGUAAUGGCUCGCUACACGGUUAGCUAAAGCCCAUCGCCAGAACAGCUACUUGUUGAUUAACGGUAUCUAUGUUGGAAGAAGGUCGUCACAGCUGGACUCGUUCCCGUUACAAUGGCCGUUUCAGUUGAAGAGGUUUCUUCGUCCCUUGUACGGGAAUAUCUGAGUCGAAAGGGUCUCAAGAGGACAAUUGCCUGUAUGGAUGAGGAGCAUCCGCGCACAGAGGCCAGUAUCAACAACAGAUCACACUUGAUGCAGAUUCUCAACAUUGAGGGACUCUAUAGAAAGAAUAAGAUGCAGUACUCCCCCCUGAAAACAUUACUGGAGAUUAUUGUAAAGCAUCACAUCAAGGACCUUGAUAAUGGCCAGAUCACCAGCAGUGAAAGUGAUUCCCUGCAGUCUAUCGGCUCGAGUGUUAAUUCUCCUGCAGCCCCGCCAACAGUGAUGAACGACACAGAGGCAGAGGAUAGCGCAACAGCUUUUCUUAGUAGCAAAAAAAUCAAAUCAAGGUCUGAUGUAGAAGAAAUCUGGCCAUCUCAGCAUAUACACACGUCAUUGCCUGAGACCGACAGACUAUCCAGUCAGAAUCAGUCUGGUUUCUGGGCUUAUGACUCAGAAGAGCAAAAAGGCCAGCCACUCGUGGCUUCUCUCCAGGACAAUGAGGGCUGCGUCAGAAGAGAACCAGAAAAAAAGACUGAAAGCACCCAAAGGAGCAGAAGUAAUCGAAUUAGACGUGGCAUGAUGGCUGGACCGAUAGCUAGUACGCCUCAGGAAUCAAACAAGAAAAGGCACAAUCGAAGGCAAGAAGCGCUUCAGCCACUGCUCAGAAAAGAAGAUGAAAAAAGACAGUUAACGGAUGGACUUUUAGUAACUGGCUUACAUCAAAAAAGCUUAAAAAGCAGCCUAACUGAAAUCAGCUCAGCUAAGUGUAGCGUAGGAGGGCAACAGGCAUUGCGGAGUGCACCAGAGAGAAUGCAGAGGGAAAACACCUUUGAAAAAGUGGGACACGACGUACUGAAGACUAAAAAAGUAAAGUCUUUGCCCAGGUCAAAUGUGGGUGAUUUGGAUGUGUCUGAGAUGGUUUUAGAUGACAUUGAUGAUGAUGACGAUUUCCGAGAACUCUCGAAAGCUUCCUUUCAGAGAACCAUCGCAGAGCACAGCUAUGCUGGCCGCCCGAUGGACCAACACACUGCUGUGGAAUUGAAAAUGAUUCUUCUUGGUUCCAGCCUAAAUUGUUUUAGUGUUGAGUGGAGGAAUCAGAGUUUCACAUUCUCAGAAACGCAUGACCUGAGAUACGGAAUUGUGCAGAAAAAGGGUGGUCCUUGUGGCGUUCUGGCAUCCAUCCAAUCCUUUGUUCUAAAGAAACUUCUGUUUGAAAACAUCCAAAGCAGUGAUACAGGCCUUCAGAGGUUAAGACCUUCCAACACUGCCAGAAGAAAGUGUCUUGUUUUAGCUGCGUCUGAAAUCCUGUGGCGGGCUGGUGAGGAAAAACAAGCCACAGUUGCAAUAAAUUCAGGGAGAAAUCAUUUCACCCCAACUGGACACUACAAAUCUGAAGGAGUGCUUGAAAAGAUAACAUGUUUUACAGUGGAUAACAUCAAGGACCUGCAGUUGAUUCUGGAGCAGCAUAUUGAGCAGUUUGAGACUGAGGAGUUAGGAUGCAUGCUGUUGACCAUAUCUGCUGUUCUCUCUCGAUCCGUUGAAAAAGUAAGGGAGGAUAUGGAUGUGCCCACCAACACGCUCAUCGGAGCCCAUGGCUACUGCACUCAGGAACUGGUCAACCUGUUGCUCUGCGGCAGAGCAGUUUCUAAUGUCUUUGACAAUGACAUGGAGUUGGACUCAGGCAAUGGCAACCUGACUCUUCUCAAGGGAAUUAAGGGCCACUGUGACAUUGGCCUGCUGUCCUUGUUUGAACAUUAUAACAUCUGUAAGGUAGGAGCUUACUUGAAGACUCCCCGUUAUCCCAUCUGGGUGGUGUGUAGUGAAAGCCACUUCAGCGUGCUGUUUGGCCUGCAGAGGGAGCUGUUGACCAAUCAGGACAGCUGUCUGGAGUUUGACCUCUACUAUUAUGACGGACUGGCCAAUCAACAGGAGGAGAUCUGCCUCACUGUCUCUGUUGGCAAAUCGGCCCUGAGCUGUCAAGAUAUUGACACCGAUCUCAUACCCCCAUUGGAGCACUGUAUCCGAACAAGGUGGAAAGAUGCAUUAGUCAAUUGGAAUGAAACAGAGCCUAUUCUUUGACUGACAUUUUGGAUCGUCCAAGACAGAUACGUUUUCUUCAUAUUUAUCCAGAUAAUUUAGCGUUACCAUUGUUUUCUCUUCAUAGUGAGAGUGCUGUUCUUCAAUCUGUUUAAAUGACAUGAUGGCCUGGAUGUUAUUUAUCACACAAUGUAUGUGCAGAUAGAGCUGGCAUAUGGCAUAUCAUGUUAGCCAUAAAGUUCCCUACAAAAUUAUAUUUGAGAGAAUGCAAUAACAUUUUGAAAGGUUUAGCUAUAAGCAUAAGGUUACUUUUUCCAAAAAUGUUUGGAGGAAAACUCUAUAAAUACUUUUGGCACCAUAGUGGCCUUUUACUUUUUACCUGUACUUUUCACAUAAAGAUAUAACCGAUUAUCCAAAGAAUCUUCAACCAUGUCCAGUUGCCCUUGACUUUAACCUUCUUUAGAUAACUAUGACCUGGAUGACUGAGAAUCUUCACAGACAUCGAUAUAACCGAUUGUCAUCCAUAUUUUACACUUAUGUAUUAUGAUUUCCCUGCUCACUAGAAAUGAACAUGUGAUAUUGAAGAAAUCUUGAAAAAUGACUAAUGUGUUAAUUUCACACCACGAUUUAACUGAUUUUGGUCCAUUUAACUUAUUGUAUAAUCUAGAUAACCAGUUUGGUUUUCAAAUGGCCAAAAUCAAAUUGCCUUAUUACAUGUGCACUCUAUAAGUGAGAUAAUAUGAUAGGUUGUACUGUAUUUGUUUUCAUUGCCUCAGUAAUAAUUCUGAUGUGUUGUUAUGAGAUUAGAUUAAAUAAAUACAGAUGUGUGUGUGUGUGUGUGUGUGUGUGUGUGUGUAUGUCUGUCUGUCAAAGAGUACAUAUUAUACUAAACUGCCUUGAUAAAAGUUCACUUUUGACAGACCUCUCCUCUGGAACAGAAAAUAAAACCAUUCAAUACCUCAACUGUC
Molecule: messenger RNA, 3241 nt
Organism: Micropterus salmoides (largemouth bass)
Lineage: Eukaryota; Metazoa; Chordata; Actinopteri; Centrarchiformes; Centrarchidae
Gene: mindy4
Product: MINDY lysine 48 deubiquitinase 4
Exons: 18
Coding region: 189-2315 (708 amino acids)
Biological process (GO): protein K48-linked deubiquitination
Molecular function (GO): cysteine-type deubiquitinase activity; K48-linked deubiquitinase activity
Source: RefSeq, a predicted model, not a curated record